AUGUCUACCUUGCGUAUUGUUGCAGGGGAGGGCUCGGUCCGAUCUUUUCUAUCGGCGCCUAUCCGCCGAAGACUUUCUCGAGCUUCAAAGGAUGCCUUGAAUAACGGAGUCUUGAUCUUCCGUUCUGUAGUACUUCUGUCAUUACGUAGGCAUUGUCCUAGGGAUACGAAUGCAAAGGGUCACUUCAAUCUCUUGCAGACGUGGUAUUGCUACUCAUUUAUUAUAUCGCAUGAUUUACAAAAAAUGUCACAAGCCCUAAGUAAUCAAUGCAGCAAGACAUCCGGUGGGGUCUAUCUUGGCUGUGCUGUGAAAGACGAUGCAAGCAAACUUGUAAAACUGGUAUCUAUAGGGAUCUGCAGACGGAACAGUGUUACGACGCCGGAACCUAUGAGGACAAAGGAGCUAUCAAGUACUUGGGACGGAAGUCGGAGGUCAAGGCCAGAGGGCUUGACGACACCCAAGGACGGGUCACGUGAUCCAACAUCACGGGGACAGAGUGAUCAAGGUGAUCAAGCCUUGGCGAAAUCGUGAAAAGCCAAGAUCUUGAGCAGCUUGAUCAAAGGACUAGG
Molecule: messenger RNA, 569 nt
Organism: Aaosphaeria arxii CBS 175.79
Lineage: Eukaryota; Fungi; Ascomycota; Dothideomycetes; Pleosporales
Exons: 5
Coding region: 1-531 (176 amino acids)
Source: RefSeq, a predicted model, not a curated record